AUGGUGCAAACGCGCCAACAAGCCCACCGAAAGGCACAGCCUGACAAACGAAAGGACACCGCCGUCAAGUCUGGCGUACAGAAGCCGUUUCGAACUACAAAAGUCCGAAAAGGCAAGCAUGUCAAUGGUUCUCGAAGAGAAGUUAGCCUGUCUUCACAGGUCUAUAGGCUUUUGGAUAAAGAUGCAUCUGAAGAGGAUUUCAAAACCCUCCUAAAGGAGAGCAAAGACCAGUUGGACUUCAUUCCGCCUCUCGCGUUUGACAAUAUAUACGCCAAAGAUGUCUAUUACCGUGCUAUUCACAAGCAACGGCUUGAUGCUUUACCAUGGAUGCUUGAAAGACAAAACUUGGACAAUUGGAACACUCUCCAUUAA
This is a messenger RNA of Penicillium robsamsonii, 372 nucleotides long. RefSeq lists its product as uncharacterized. The record is from RefSeq and is a predicted model, not a curated record. The transcript has a single exon. The coding region runs from base 1 to 372 and encodes 123 amino acids. Lineage: Eukaryota; Fungi; Ascomycota; Eurotiomycetes; Eurotiales; Aspergillaceae.